GUGCCUGGGCCAUGUGACCCCCGUUGCGAGCCUGUUAAAUCUGGCGCUGCAGGGCCUGGUUUCAUAGUGCAAUUCUCCCAUUCUCGCUGCGCGCCAUGUGUGCUGCUCAAGUCACCCGGGCCGCAUCUGCAGCCCAACGCUCAGUGUACUCCUUCUCUGCGCGCCCGCUGGCCGGCGGGGAGCCUGUGUGCUUGGGUUCCCUGCAGGGCAAGGUGUUGCUGAUUGAGAAUGUGGCCUCGCUCUGAGGAACAACGGUCCGGGACUAUACCCAAAUGAACGAGCUGCAGCGGCGCUUGGGACCCCAGGGCCUGGUCGUACUCGGUUUCCCGUGCAACCAAUUCGGGCAUCAGGAAAAUACCAAGAAUGAAGAGAUCCUGAAUUCUCUUAAGUACGUCAGACCCGGCGGCGGAUUCGAGCCCAACUUUAUGCUUUUCGAAAAGUGCGAGGUGAAUGGUGCGAAGGCGCACCCCCUCUUUGCUUUUCUGAGGGAGGCUCUCCCUGCGCCCAGUGACGACCCCACGUCGCUCAUGACCGACCCCAAGUUCAUUACCUGGUCUCCGGUGUGCCGCAACGACGUAUCCUGGAACUUUGAGAAGUUCCUGGUGGGCCGGGAUGGUGUGCCUGUGCGCAGGUACAGCCGUCGCUUUCCCACCAUCGACAUUGAGUCUGACAUCCAAGCCCUGUUGUCCCAGGGGCCCGGCUCUGCUUAGGGUGUCCUUCCAGCCCUGCUGUUUUUGGCGGUCACAGUGCUGUCCUAUGGGGAUUUCAUCCAUGACGGUGUUUCCUCUAAACCUGUAUGGAGGGACACCUGAUAACCGGGAAAAUUCCCCAAGGUGGGUGCUAACACUGUCCAGAAACAAGGCUCCUCACUAAUAAAAGUGCUAAGUGUCAACA
Molecule: messenger RNA, 894 nt
Organism: Condylura cristata (star-nosed mole)
Lineage: Eukaryota; Metazoa; Chordata; Mammalia; Eulipotyphla; Talpidae
Gene: GPX1
Product: glutathione peroxidase 1
Exons: 2
Biological process (GO): response to hydrogen peroxide; response to selenium ion; hydrogen peroxide catabolic process
Cellular component (GO): mitochondrion; cytosol
Molecular function (GO): glutathione peroxidase activity
Source: RefSeq, a predicted model, not a curated record